This is a messenger RNA of Fusarium oxysporum Fo47, 1571 nucleotides long. Its product is annotated as NADP-dependent isocitrate dehydrogenase. Gene Ontology annotation, cellular component: mitochondrion. The record is from RefSeq and is a predicted model, not a curated record. The transcript has 3 exons. Gene Ontology annotation, molecular function: NAD binding; isocitrate dehydrogenase (NADP+) activity; magnesium ion binding. Lineage: Eukaryota; Fungi; Ascomycota; Sordariomycetes; Hypocreales; Nectriaceae. Gene Ontology annotation, biological process: isocitrate metabolic process. The coding region runs from base 128 to 1516 and encodes 462 amino acids.
UCGAGCCAAACUUCCGGCGACGAUUCCCGAGUCCGGUUCCCGUACCUGCCUGCCUUACCGUACCAGACCCUUUUUAUACCUCUUUUAUAAACUCCCAACUUCUUCCUCUUCUUUUUUUUCGCCCAUCAUGCCCGCCGCUGUCUUCGCCUCUUCCAUUCAGCGAUCUCUUCUCUCGUCUUCGCUGCGCCGUGUCGCUAUCACUUCAUCCGCCGUCCGCCCUGUCCGAGCUUCCUUCGGUGCUAUCCAAACCAUCUCUCCCUUCGCCGUCCGCACAAUGGCUUCCCACCAGAAGAUCAAGGUCAAGAACCCCGUCGUCGAGCUCGACGGUGAUGAGAUGACCCGCAUCAUCUGGCAGGUCAUCAAGGAUAAGCUCAUCCUUCCUUACCUCGACAUCGACCUCAAGUACUAUGAUCUUGGUCUUGAGUACCGUGAUGAGACCAACGAUCAGGUCACCAUCGAUGCCGCCGAGGCUAUCAAGAAGUACUCCGUCGGUGUCAAGUGUGCCACCAUCACCCCCGAUGAGGCUCGUGUCGAGGAGUUCAAGCUGAAGCAGAUGUGGCUUUCCCCCAACGGAACCAUCCGAAAUGCCCUUGGUGGUACCGUCUUCCGUGAGCCCAUUGUCAUCCCCCGCAUUCCCCGUCUUGUUCCUGGCUGGAAGAAGCCUAUCAUCAUUGGCCGUCACGCCUUUGGUGACCAGUACCGCGCCAAGGACGCUGUCCUUCCCGGCCCCGGUAAGCUCUCCAUGGUUUACACCCCCGAGGGUGGCCAGCCUCAAGAGAUUGAGGUCUUCCAGUUCAAGAACGGCGGCGGUGUCGCUCAGACCCAGUACAACACCGACGAGUCCAUCACUGGUUUCGCUCACGCUUCCUUCAAGCUGGCUCUUGACAAGGAGCUUCCUCUCUACAUGAGCACCAAGAACACCAUCCUCAAGAAGUACGAUGGUCGAUUCAAGGAUAUCUUCCAGGAGAUCUACGAGUCCACCUACAAGAAGGACUUCGAGGCCAAGAAGAUCUGGUACGAGCACCGUCUCAUUGACGACAUGGUCGCCCAGAUGAUCAAGAGCUCCGGUGGUUACAUCAUGGCCCUCAAGAACUACGACGGUGAUGUCCAGUCCGACAUUGUCGCUCAGGGCUUCGGCUCUCUUGGUCUCAUGACCUCUGUUCUCAUUACCCCUGAUGGCAAGACCUUCGAGUCUGAGGCUGCCCACGGUACUGUCACUCGCCACUACCGUGAGCACCAGAAGGGUAACGAGACCUCCACCAACCCCAUUGCCUCCAUCUUCGCCUGGACCCGUGGCCUCGUCCAGCGUGGCAAGCUCGACGACACCCCCGAGGUUGUCGCCUUUGCUGAGAGCCUUGAGCAGGCUUGUAUUGACACUGUCGAUAUUGACGGUAUCAUGACCAAGGAUCUUGCCCUUGCCACUGGCAAGUCUGAGCGCAAGGACUAUGUCACCACCAACGAGUACAUGGAUGCCGUUGAGCGCCGUCUCAAGCGAACCCUCAAGGAGAAGCUGUAAACGCAUUGUCAUCUGUCGUUUUUUUACAGCCUCCCUUUAGCCUCUAAUUCCGCUU